UAAAUAAUUAUUAAAUUUCGGUUGGGCACGAUUUUGGGUGACGCUGUCGCCCUUCCCAUAUCCCAAUUCCCAAGCCCUCACCGAGCGAUUACGCCACCACAUCGGAUGCUACUGAGCCGGCGGCGUGUAGGUUUGCAACCGAUAGGGCGGAGCAAUUCCGCCGCCUCUUCGCGUUAAUAGGUGAGGAUUCUGGAAUAUGUGUUGACUGGAAUUGAGAUUGCAGUUAUAUCGAAGAUUGGUGUCGCUGUUUCUUGUUCAGGCUGUUGCUGAAAAUUCAGGUAAUUAGGAGCUUUGGGGAUUUCUCUUCUACUGGUCUCAAUUUGCAAAGUGGAUGUUGGUAUAUGAAGGUAGUGAGGGGCUCUGAAUAUAUUUGUUAACUUGAGAGACCUCAUCUGGCUUUCUCUGGAAAUUGUGUUAGAAAGGACCCAGCAAUGGCUAGUACAUUAUCCGGUGAGUCCUCGAAGGUUUCUCAGGAAAAGCCAGAUGAAGGUGGUGGGCGGUGGUAUUUCUCGAGGAAGGAAAUCGAAGAAAAUUCCCCCUCUAGACAUGAUGGCAUUGAUUUGAAGAAAGAAACUUAUUUGCGCAAAUCAUAUUGCACAUUUUUGCAAGAUUUGGGCAUGAGGCUUAAAGUGCCUCAAGUGACAAUUGCUACAGCAAUUAUAUUUUGUCAUCGUUUCUUUCUCAGACAGUCUCAUGCAAAAAAUGAUAGGAGGACAAUUGCCACAGUCUGUAUGUUUCUUGCGGGUAAGGUUGAAGAAACUCCUCGUCCUCUUAAAGAUGUCAUUCUCGUUUCAUAUGAGAUUAUUCAUAAAAAGGAUGCUGCUGCUGCGCAAAGGAUCAAGCAAAAGGACGUAUAUGAAGAACAAAAAGAGCUUAUUUUAGUGGGGGAAAGAAUUGUGCUUGGAACGCUUGGUUUUGAUCUCAAUCUUCAACAUCCUUAUAAGCCCCUUGUCGAGGCAAUUAAGAAAUUUCAGGUUGCUCAAAAUGCCCUUGCUCAAGUUGCAUGGAAUUUUGUCAAUGAUGGGCUACGAACAUCUCUGUGCUUGCAGUUCAAGCCGCACCACAUUGCGGCAGGUGCAAUUUUCCUUGCUGCCAAAUUUCUCAAAGUAAAGCUUCCAUCUGAUGGCGAGAAGGUUUGGUGGCAGGAGUUUGAUGUGACCCCACGCCAAUUAGAGGAGGUUAGCAAUCAGAUGCUAGAGUUGUAUGAACAAAGUAAAGCACCUCCGUCUCAAGCUAGUGAACAAGAAGGAAGUGCCGGGGGCAACCAACGACCUCUUUCAAAAGGUCCUUCCAGUCAAGAUCAUGCCCCUGGUUCUUCCCAUGGCGGAGCUACUUCCAAAGCAUCAUCCUUGAAGCCGGCUUCGACCAAGCCAGUUCCUGAUCAACAUACUGGUGGGCCUCCUAGAUCUACCCAAACUCGAAACUAUGACCAUGGAAGUGCUGCUGAAACCAAUAGCUAUUCCAAUACCAAUCACCAGGGAGAGAAUGGCACCAUUACUGCACAGAACCCCGACCAGGAGAUGGUACCUCGCUCUGCGAACACAAGGGAGAACCCAAACAAAUCAAAUCCUGGUAUCGAAGGGCGUGCCACUGAUGAUCGAGAGGAAACCUCCGUGCGGUUUGAACCAAGGGAUGCAGAACUGAAGGAUCAUGUCAGGCACGUGUCCUACAAGGAAGGCACAAUUGGCCAGUCACCACAAAAUCCUCCCAAAAAGAUCGACAAAGAGAAACUUAAAGCAGCCUUUGAAAGGAGGAAGGCUCGUGGAGAUAUAACCCGGAAAAUGGACUCACUGGAUGAGCUGGAAAGGCAGCUGGAAGAUGUCGAAGUGCCCGGCGAAACUGACAAGACCAAGCGUGGCAGAAAACAGAGCUGGCCGAAAGCUGUGAAAACUGAAAACGAGGAUGGAGAUGGGCGCUACCAAGGGCCAAGGGGACAAUCCUCCCAUGAACCAGAUGAUUUUGACAUGGUCGAAGAAGGGGAAGUUAAGCCAUCUGACGACAUGGACAAAGGAUACCCGUCUCCAAGGUCCAAUCCCCGGAAGAGGAAGUCCAGCAGUCCUUUGGACAGAAACGGGGUAGGGAGGUUUAGCGGACAAUCGGGAAGGGACCACAAAGAGAAAUUUCAGGAGAACGAUGUCUAACCUAAAUGGACUGAUUUCACGAGCGCUUGGCCUGUGGAAUACGAUCGUGGCUAAUGCAUACUCGAACAAGCAAAGCUGCAAUUCUAGAUGAAAAUGGUAGCGUGGUUCAGGUUGGAUUGUUUCGAUCAAUGCUGACUAUGAAUGUCCAUCGAAGGGAAAUUUGAAAAUUUGUCCAGAAACUCGGUAAUCUUAUUGUGAGUUGAUGCUGGUUGAGUGCAGAUAAAGCUGAAAGGGAGGGAAGCCGCAAUGUCUAUGUGUAGCCAAGUAAGUCACUGCCUAUCUGUACUUUUGUUCUAGAGAAGUUUUAUAAUUUUCGAUCUAGGAUGAGGUUAUGACAUUAUAUCCAACUUUGCAUGCUAACAUUCAAUAGCGUAUAUCUUAGCCACCCCAACCCAACCCACCCCGCCAUCUGUGCUCAUGUUUUUCUGUCGAACAUACAUACGUAUUGUUUUUGUGUCAAAUGGUUUUCUUACAAAUUGGAUCAAGAAUCUUCCUAUGGUUUAUAUUUAUCACAUCCCUUUUGACAGUUUUGUUAGCAGUCUUAGGUUACAACCUGUGUUGUGCAUAAUGCCUGAAAUCGACAUUCUCCUCUGGAGUUUAUUGAACAUAUUAUGGUACAUUUUGUCUUCCCCCUGUUGGAAAAAAGGAAAAAGAAAAAGCUGUUUGGCGAUGCCAUUAUUGAAUAAAUACCAUCACUUUUUUUGUGUCGUGAGCUUUUCUUGUACCUCAGGACUGUCAAGCAUUUGGGUGUAUUUAUUUGUAUUUUUGGAUGGUUUAUUUAUUUCUUUUUUUUUUC
This is a messenger RNA of Andrographis paniculata, 2937 nucleotides long. Its product is annotated as cyclin-T1-3-like. NCBI's taxonomy places the organism in Eukaryota, Viridiplantae, Streptophyta, Magnoliopsida, Lamiales, Acanthaceae. Gene Ontology annotation, molecular function: cyclin-dependent protein serine/threonine kinase activator activity. The transcript is spliced from 9 exons. The coding region runs from base 432 to 2141 and encodes 569 amino acids. Gene Ontology annotation, cellular component: nucleus; cyclin/CDK positive transcription elongation factor complex. The record is from RefSeq and is a predicted model, not a curated record. Gene Ontology annotation, biological process: positive regulation of DNA-templated transcription, elongation; regulation of transcription by RNA polymerase II.